This is a messenger RNA of Contarinia nasturtii (swede midge), 4081 nucleotides long. It is a transcript of the gene Sox15, whose product is annotated as putative transcription factor SOX-15. Gene Ontology annotation, molecular function: RNA polymerase II cis-regulatory region sequence-specific DNA binding; DNA-binding transcription factor activity, RNA polymerase II-specific. Gene Ontology annotation, biological process: regulation of DNA-templated transcription; cell differentiation; anatomical structure morphogenesis. Bases 1207 to 3642 code for a protein of 811 amino acids. Lineage: Eukaryota; Metazoa; Arthropoda; Insecta; Diptera; Cecidomyiidae. The transcript has 7 exons. The record is from RefSeq and is a predicted model, not a curated record.
UCAUACAGUUUUCAUUUAAAUAAAUAAAUUCGUUUGGCCGUUUCGUGAUCAACUGUUGUUUUUUUUUCGUACUCUUUACAUUUUUUUGCAAAAGUUUUUCCUUUUUCGCGGCAGUCUAUUUAUUUUGGAUAUAAAAAGUGCCAAAUUUCUAUGCCCAUAGGAGAGGAAAUUAAGGGCUUGCAAAAUUUCCACGAUAACCAAGAGACAGAGAUCCUGCAUGGAAAUUUCAUGCUAAUGUGUUGGAUUUGAUUUUUGAAAACAUAAAACAAAAAGUGCGCUGCAUUUAAUAAAGAAACUAAACAAUUAUCGCAAAAUUUUUAAACUUUUUUUGUCCACCAUCCGUUCCACAUAGCGAAAAUAUAGAGAACAGGCUGCUCGCAUAAUAACGCGAAUAACUCAUAUUAUAAAGGUGAUUGAUCAAGAAAGUAACAAGAAAAAAAAAUCGAAAAGUGUUUACUUCCCGUGUGAUCAUGUGUCCGCGCUGGUGCAAAGCAACGCAUGAAUAUGAUUCGAUAUAAUUGUUGAAUUGAUAUUUUCAAAUUAAGCGAUCAUUUUUUUUUUUCAUCAUUCCAUUGGAGUUCGAUUCGUAGCCAUACAUAUCGGCCGGCACGUUUUUGUUUCAUGUGCCCUGCGUACUUUAUUUUUGCUCUAUCUCUCUUAUUGUCAGCGAUCACAGCAGUGAACAGAACAGAGCAAUCAACAAACGUUAUCAACAGAAAACGCUAGUUUACUUGAACAUCUUCAACUAUGAUAGACCUAAACAGACAGCCAAAAACAUCAUGUGAUUAAGAUUAUAACUGUAAUAUCAAUCGUAUGUUCAGAUCUCUCGAUUUCGAUUAAGCACUGACUCGCGUUUGGUGGUGAUUCGUUUAUAUUAUUCAUUCGAAAUUGAUGUUUUUAUUUUUUUAUUUUAUCGAAACGAAUUUGUGAAAACUUAACAAAAGAAAUGUGAAUGUGGAUAAGAUUAAGAAUUUUCACAUUUUAUGAACUUAUUUAUAAAGUAAAUUAAAAAAAUUACAUCACACGGGGGGCAACAAAAGACAAAAGGGUGACUUAACUAUUGUGUACCUACAAUUUUGUGCAUCAAAAACACGAACAAUUUAACAUUUGAUCAACACUUGUGAAUUCAUUUAGAAGAAAAAAAAAAAAACACUUUUUUGUUUAUACAUUAGUGCGUGGUGAAAAGCAACAAUUAAAUUUGGUACCAUGGAUUCGGAUACUGAGAAACACGACGGUUACAAUGCAUACAGUUCGCCACAUCAUCAAAUGUAUCCAAUGUUAAUGAAUCCGCCACAUAGUCCAAUGGUUGCUGGGGCAUCGCAGAGCUCAAUGUUAUCAUCAUCACCAUUAAUGACAUCCAAUUCACCGAUGAUGUCAAAUAAUUCACCCCUAAUGCAAUAUUCACCGUAUUCGGAUGUCCUACCAACCACAAUACUCCCACCACUCGGGCCAAACGCAAACAGUAAUCAGGUCGACGAUUCCGUUUCGUGGGGAUAUCCAAUGAACUCAGCAUUUUCUAGCGAAUUUUGUAGUAAUUAUGGAAUGUUGCCAAGACAAGCGUAUCAAAGUAAUACAGGCAGUAGUGGUGGUGGUUCGUCCAGUGGAAAAAUGAGUGCGGCAAAUGCAUUGAAAAGUGCAAAAGAAGCACGUAUUCGUCGUCCAAUGAAUGCGUUUAUGGUGUGGGCCAAAGUCGAGCGAAAAAAAUUGGCCGACGAAAAUCCUGACUUACACAAUGCUGACUUGAGUAAAAUGCUAGGAAAGAAAUGGCGUUCAUUAACACCACAAGAUCGUCGCCCAUACGUUGAAGAAGCCGAACGACUUCGUGUUAUCCACAUGACCGAACACCCGAAUUACAAAUAUCGACCACGUCGUCGAAAGCACACAAAGUCCAGAACUGGCUCAAGUGGUUCUAAUCCGGUGGCCAUCAACAAUCAAUCAUCUUCACAGAAUAAUCUCUCUGAUCAUGCGUCUCCCGACUUUGGGGAUCACAUGAGUGGUGUCGAUCGAAUGAGUCCAUACAAUUCGCAAAUGUAUUAUAGUACAAAUAAUGCAAUGCACACACCCGAAUCCAGCCCAAAUCCACACAGUCCUGAUCCGUCACAGGUUGUAGCGCCAAAUUCGCGUAAUCGCAAAUUGAAUGCAGUUAAUGGCAAUGGUAAUACGGGUAAUAUAUCGCGAGGUAGUAGUAAACAUCAGGACGAUGUAAACGCUGUCACAUCAUCAUUACCAACACCAGAAAUGAGCCCAAUGGAAUUGGAAAAGGAGAAUUAUGGCAAUAGUUUGUCGAAUGACAAGCAAAAAAUCUCCUUCAUGGAUUACAAUGGGCACAUCAAAUCGGAAAAAUCGGGUGCAUCGACACCAACCUCAUACGUAUACAACAGUAAUACAGGGAACAACAAUCGAAAUAUGAACACAUUCGAUAUGGAUUCCAUUGAACAUCACAUCAUCAAACGAGAGUAUAACAGUUAUGGCAGUGGAAACAACAAUCAAUUGAACAAUAGCAGUGGCAACGCCACCGACAACAAAACACAAUCAAAUAAUUCACGAUCAUAUCGAAUUUACGAUAGCACUGGAAUGUCAUCGGUGGGUGGCUUAACACCAAAUAGCAGUAGUGAGAAGCGAAAUUCAUCGGCAACAUCAACGCUAUCAUCGUCACUAUCAUCGUCAACAACAAUUGCAGCCGGCAAAGGAAUGUAUGUAACAUGUAGCAAUCGUGGCAUUCUUGAUCAGGGAAAUAUAGUGCGUGGAACAUACUUUCCACCGCUGGCAACAUCACAAGAUCAUCAAAAUUUGGGCACCGUUUCGACACCAUCACAAACUGUAUCCACGUCAUCCAUGUCAAAUUUGAGCUAUACUCCAAACCAUCAUCUUGAUCACGUAACAAAUAGUGCAUUGCACAUUGUCAAUAAUAAUCGUAUGAAUUCGGUAAAUCAAUCAUCAAAUAGCAUUAAAGAAAAUAAUAAUGUUAUAAUAGAAACAUCAUCACAAAAUGGUUUGACCAUUGAUGCAUAUGGAAAUUAUGAUUCGAUAACGGUAACAGCACCGAUGCCAACGUAUGUAUCGUCACCAUUUACAACUGUGCAGUACAAAGAUUAUGUAAAUUAUCAUCAAACGCAAUCGCCAACAUCAAACAUAAGCAGCGCCACUGUCGUACAAAGUAUUCAUCCUCAGCAUAUGGUCGACGAAGUUGAUUCACGUGAAUUUGAAAAAUACUUUAAAUAUCCAGACACAAAUCAUAAUUUCAAUGAGUACGAUUCGAAUAGCGCGUAUCAUGGUCAUCCCCAUCCAAAUUCAAUAUAUCAUAAUCAUCAAUUGGCCACAAAUCAACUACCACCACACGUUCUAUCGUCGCCACAUCAUCCGGCAACGAUAGCACCACAGGAAUACUAUCAUUUAUAUUAUCAUCCAAAUACAAAUGUACCGCCGGGCUCAACAACCACCACAACAGUAACAACAGCUAAUUUAGCGAAUAAUUGUUUGUCUACAAUUCCAUUGUCAUCGUCGUCGACAUCAUCAUCGUCACAAGCGCCAACACAAACCGUGCUAAGCGGCACCGAAAUUUACGUUCAAAAUGAUGCGAUGAAAGAGGACGAGUUCAGCAAUAUUUUGGCUGGCGUUCGAAAAACAUGCUACAGCAACUGAGGGACACUGAUCCCACGAAAAUUGUAAGGAAUCUUUUUCAUUCCCUUCUGCUUCUUCUUCUUUAACUGCAAAUUAUUUUCCAUGGCUUUCGAAAACAGUAAAAAUAAAAUACUCACGAGUAUAUGAGUCAUAUAAAUCAGUUAUUACUAUCAAAAAUAAAAUAAAAUAUAUAUUUAUUCAAACACCGCGCACGAAAAAAAUGUCAAAAACAAAAAUUUUUAAUGUAGAAUAUCGUUAUUAAUGUUUUCAUGACAAUUUUUGGCGAAUAAUAUUUUUUCAAAAUGCAUAGAACAAAUAGAACAAUAUGAUAAAGUUAAAAAGCCCAUAAAAAAGUGACAUUUGAUAAAUUCUAAAUGGAAAAUGUUUUACUGAAAUUACUAACAUUCAUUACGUCCACUCAUUUUAGAUCGGUAACAAAACAAAAACUGUAUCCGUUUGC